AUGGCAGACGGCGUCCUGCUCGAUCUCCCAGAUGAGUUGCUGGAACAAGUUGCAUCGUACCUGGUGGAUGACCCACAGAGCAUAGGCCGCGCUGCCAUGACGUGCAGGCGGCUGUACUGGGUGUUCACCGGCGAGCGCGUGUGGAAGCAGGUGCACAACCGCACAACCGAGUGUGCGCUGCGCAUCACCGCCCGCGCUGGCAGCAGCAGCGGCGCACACGUGCCAGACCUGGGCCUCGACAACACAUUCCGCAUGAAGGCCGUGCGCAAGCUCUGCUUCACUUCUAUCAACAAAUGCAGCCUCUGCUUGCAGGCGUGCACCAACCGCGGCAUCGACGCCUGGCACCUGCGCCUCUGCCACGACUGCCUCUCCACACAGGUCCUCACCAAGACGGCCAGCAUCAAGGAGUUUGCCCUCAAUGCCGCAGCCAUCGCGGCGCACACGCACUUGCUCGUCCCAAACACCACCCGCACAGGCACCUUCUACCUGCGCCACCAGAUGCGCCAGGUUGCCCUUGCCCACUGGGGCAGCGAGGAGCGCCUGCAGCAGGGGCUGGCCCAGAAGCGUGCCCGCCACGAGCGCAGGCAGUACCGCCGCAACGCAGAGCUCUCGCGCCGCCUCUCCCUCCUUCGCCACACCCUUGCCCACCGCGGCAUUGCCCUCGACGACUACAUCGACAACACCAGCACCGCAACCUCCCAACAGGCACCGGCACAGCACGCCAGCUCGCAGCCAGCGCACGCCCGGGCCGCCUCAGCCCCGCCUGGCCCGAGCCUCGCUGGCGACACCACGCCAGUCCUCUUCCGUACCGCGGUGAGCGCGUGCAAGGCGUUCCUGUACGACACGCGCGCAAACAGGAUGCCAAUGCCCGCGUCACAGGCGUCCUGGAGCCCUGGCGAUGCGGACACAGCCGCCACCACGCUCGCGCUGCCGCUCCACGUGCCAUCGAUGGCGCCUGUGCCACCCAGCGCCGCACCAACGGCACUCAAUGCCAGUGCCAACACGCGCGCCAGCAGCCUGGCGGUGUCAGCAGCAGCCGAGCCCACGUUGACGACAUCGACAACAGCAUCAGGCCUGUCAACCCCAUUGCACCGGACAGAUGCGCAGGCACGGUCUCCGCACCACCUGCGGGUCCUGGCCACCCAGCGCCGCAGCCGCAGUGACAGCGGCAGCAGCAUGCGACGGGACAGCGAGGAAGCCCUGGUGGACCUGCGCAUGUCUGCCUCCCCGGCCGUCUCUUCAACACCACCAGAUGCCAUUGCCGCGCCCACGUCCCCUUCCACCGACCCCGCCUCCCCAACAACCGGUCCAUCAAGCUUCUCUUCCCCUUCCUCCGCGCCACCGCUCACCUCCGCGUCCACCUCCCCAUCUUCUUCCUCAAAGCAGCAGCUGCAGUCGUGUGGCGACACCGCUACACUUGCGGGUACUUCGCCAGGUUCACUUGCGUCGUCGUCGUCGUCGUCGGCCUCGUCUUCGCCUUCUGUGUCCCAGGUCCCACCGCCAUCACAAGAAGCCCCCAUCGCCGAUCCACGUCGCUUCACCCCAGCAACCGCCACCGCGAGUGCUGCGACUGCUGCAUUUGCGGGCAUGCCGCAACCACUUGCACUGGCGCCAGCGCACGCCAUGUUCCAGCAGCACCAGCAGUACCCACAGCAGGAGGUGAUGGCGGUUCUUGACCGGGAAGAGCAGAACGAGUUGAAUGCUCUCGCAGACACGAUGGUGCGUGCCGUCACAGCCAUGCACCGCCUUGCUGCCGUCCGUGCAAUGUGGCCCGGCGACCACCUCCCCGAGUGGUGGCUGCAAGGCUCUGGUCUCGUGCACAUGGCCACCGCGCUGUACCCGGACCUCGCUGCCUUCCUGGAGGCGCGCGACGUUCAGCCUGGACACGCGUUCUGCCCGCAGCGCAUCCACCAGGACGCCGCGGCCGUGCUACACAGCGUGGCCACCCGCGAGCAUGCCCGCACACACACCCUGGAAGGGACGUAUGCACUCCUCCGCGACAUCACCUCCAAAGUGCCGGGCCAGGCCAACGAGAUCAUGCUCUCGUCCAACCUCACCGCCACCGCCAGCAACCCCACGCCGCCCACCCCGACGAUGGCCGUGUGCCAGGUGCUGUUCCCGCUCUCCUGGACGGCGUUUGCACUCCCGGCGGUGGUGGUGCAGCGGAAGCAGCAGCUGCAGUCGUUCUGCGCUCGCUACGGCUGCACGGCGCUGCCCACAGAUGCGGAGAUUGCCUUCCACAAGCGCUGGGGUCGAGCACAUCUGCACAUUGCGCACCGCUUCUGUGAGUUUUUGGACGGCGACAAAGCACUUACCGCGGACGAUGCCCGCGCGUGGGCCGCGUACGAGGGCACGCACGAGCGCAGGCGCAUCCAGGCUCUCUUGCAUGCAUGCAGCGAACAAGGGGUGCAGCUGACAACGGACCUUGAGCUGGACCACGCCGGCGUUGCCAAGAUGUACAUCAGCCGCUUCCUCUCCCAUCGCAUCCACACCCUCACCUCGUGCCCCUUUGUCAACCCAGCGCCGUUGCAACAACAGCAGGAGCAGCAGCAACAGCAGCAGCAGCACCAGGCUGAAGGUGAUAACGAGGCGCCAGAUGCUUCCACCAGCACCACCACCACCACCACCACCACCCCUGCUGGCACCACAGCUGACGACGCUGCAACAACGGAGAGCGGGGUGUGCGUGACGGCCGGGUGUGGAUGCCAGGAAGAGUCGCUGGCCACAAUGGUGCAAGCGCUUGUCAAGUGGAAGGAGGCCGUGACCCGGCUGCAAGAGGCAGACCCAACGGGUGCACACGCCUUUGGGAGCUUGCGUUGCAUUGCCUCCAAGCACAUGCACCAGCAGUUUCUGGCUGCGGCGUUUGCUGACUUGCCCCAGCACGACUUUGCCGACCUCAGCACCAUCGCCUCGUUCAAAUUCAAGGGCUACUUCAACCUCAACCUCUCCGUCAAACCAUGGGCAGCCACACCAACAACAGCAGCAGCUUCAACAGCAGCACCACCAGCGCAUCGCGUGCCAUCUGUUCGCCUCAUGGCCAAGCGAAUUGCCCGCACAGAGGCCGAGUUCGCUGAUCGUCUCAAGCACGUCACCACACUCCUCUCCAGCCAUCACCUACAGCUGCCCGUGCGCUGGCUGAACCUUGACCCCUCAUCCGCCAGCAGCUCGGCGGUGUCCUUGCAGGCACGCGUCAUCUCCUCGUUUCUGCAUGACCCGGAGACUGGCGCCACACCGGCCGAUGUGGACGCGGCCGUCAAGGCGUGGGUACAGCGCAACGAGGAGCGCAGUGCACGUCAGAGGAUGGUGCGCCGCGCUCUGGCCAACGCGGGCCUCAAGACCACGCCCGCCAGCUGCAAGCCGCUGGCUGAUGCGUACGUUCGCAAGGGCACCCACGAGUGUCUGCAGGCACUGGAGGAAGAGGCCGCCAAGCAGGCCCGCUCGCGCGCCCGUCGCCAGCAGUACAAGCAGCGCCGCGAAGAGGUGGAGCAGCGGCUGCAGAACGAUCCGAGCUGGCAGGGCCUUGGCAGCCGCCAGAAGCGGUUUUGCCUGCAGGGAUCAGCAGCAUACGCCACUUACUGCGACGGCAAUGAGCACGUGUCUCUGCAAGGCGUUGUGAGCGAUGUCAUGCACCACGCAGGCGUCGUCAAGCGCGCGCACAAGGGAGUUGUGCGCUACUCUGCCCAACUCAACACCGCCCACAACUAG
Salpingoeca rosetta is the source of this 3705-nucleotide messenger RNA. RefSeq lists its product as uncharacterized. Lineage: Eukaryota; Choanoflagellata; Craspedida; Salpingoecidae. The record is from RefSeq and is a predicted model, not a curated record. Gene Ontology annotation, molecular function: protein binding. Bases 1 to 3705 code for a protein of 1234 amino acids. The transcript has 2 exons.